Molecule: messenger RNA, 3352 nt
Organism: Alosa sapidissima (American shad)
Lineage: Eukaryota; Metazoa; Chordata; Actinopteri; Clupeiformes; Clupeidae
Product: carboxyl-terminal PDZ ligand of neuronal nitric oxide synthase protein
Exons: 11
Coding region: 453-2441 (662 amino acids)
Molecular function (GO): nitric-oxide synthase binding
Source: RefSeq, a predicted model, not a curated record
GAGCGACGGCGACCGACCUGCAGGAACCGCAACAAAUUAAGCACUGACCGUCUGGAUUUAUAGGCUCUGUGACGGACUGCGAUGAGACCCUGUACGAUGGAUUAGGAAAAUAAUUGACAAUCGCCUAGUGGGUUUCGAAAGUUGUGUUUGUAGCCUACGGAGAGAGAUCAGCACGACAGUCGAGAUUGGGGACAAGGGAAUAGGCGCCUAAACGAGCCCUUUGUGGAUACUCCUCGCCGAUGCAACCGCAGACAGGGGUUGUCAUGGGCAUUAUUCAUUCGCUGCCACUUGCAGUCUGCGCCGUGUUGUCGGCGUGUUAGAUAUAUCCGGAGUGGGGCAGGCAGCCGUCCACCUGCGAUUAGGCAUAAACUCUCCUGGUUAUUUUGUAGCCGUGCCGGACGGACCGGGCUUAUAUUACCACGUAGCCUGUUUACGUGCUAUCUGAAAAUAAAAUGCCCGGACGGAACAGGUACAAUCUGGUGGACGAUGUGGCUGACUCCCGGGUCCCUCUCCACAACGAAGAGGCUUUUCAGCACGGGAUUCACUUCCAAGCCAAGUAUGUUGGCAGUCUGGAUGUGCCAAGGCCCAACAGUCGCAUGGAGAUUGUUGCAGCAAUGAGAAGGAUCCGAUACGAGUUCAAGGCCAAGAACAUCAAGAAGAAAAAGGUGAGCAUCGUGGUGUCUGUAGACGGAGUCAAGGUGGUGCAGCGCAAGAAACAGAAGAGGAAAGAAUGGACAUGGGACGAGAGCAAGAUGCUGGUGAUGCAUGACCCCAUCUACAGGAUAUUCUAUGUAUCCCAUGAUUCUCAGGAUCUGAAGAUCUUCAGCUACAUCGCUCGAGACGGCUCCAACAACUCCUUCAGAUGCAACGUCUUCAAGUCCAAGAAGAAGACGCAGGCCAUGCGUAUCGUGCGUACGGUGGGCCAGGCGUUUGAGGUGUGUCAUAAGCUCAGCCUGCAGCACGCCGAGCAGAACGCAGACGGAGACCCAGAUGGACACCCAGACGGCCCAGCGGACGGAGAGAGUGACAAGUCCACCGAGGACAACAACAACACCACCAUCCAGAGUCGGCAGCUAACGGGGGCGGAGUCGGAAGAGGAUGGAGGCAGGACUGAGCGUCGACCUCCGGAAACGUCUCUGAGCGAACAGGCGGUGACUGACAUCCUCCAGAGCCUAUCAGAGCUCAAUGUGGUCAAGUCUGGACAAACCCUGCAGGACCUAGAGGGUGUAUCGCUGUACACCAUGUCCCCCAGCAUCCUGUCCCCCAGCGCUUUGACCCCUAGUGGCCCCUGCUCUCCGACCCUCACCCCGCUGGCCACUCAGCACUUCCUGCAGCUGCUGCAGCAACAACUACUACAGCAACAGCAGCAAACACAGGUGGCCGUCGCACAGGUCCAGCUCCUGAAGGACCAGCUGUCAGCGGAGACAGCAGCCCGGAUGGAGACCCAGGCCCGAGUCCACCAGCUGCUCCUGCAGAACCGGGACCUGCUGCAGCACGUAGCCCUACUGGUCAAGCAGAUCACCCGGCUGGAGGGCAAAACCAGCAACGGAUCUGCUCACCCUGAGGACUUUGCGUGGCAUCCCCCCUCCUCUCGCUCCCUCUCCCUGAACCUGAAGAAUCACUACAGCUCCUCUCACGACCUGCCCCUCACCUCCACUCCCGCAGGGGGCGCCGAGUCCACCCCUACGCCCCUCUCACAGGUGGACUAUGCCGAGUCCUACCUCAGCCUGCUCAACCUAGGUGGGACUAAUGGCCUCCCAACCAAUGGGAAGGCAGAGAGGACUGACAGCAGGAAUGGCACGGACACGCCCCGUGAGGAGAUUGGUCAGCUUGUGAGCAGGAACUCUUUGUCAUUGGAUGAGCGGUUUAAGCAAAUCAUUCCCAAGUUGGAUCCCCCUCCCCAGCCAAUCAACAGAAAGCGUUCAAUCAGGACGCUCUCUCCUGGUUCGGAGGCGGACCCUAAACCCUCUUCCACGCCCCUGGCCACACCCACUCCCACCGUGUCCAAUGGGAGCGGCUUCCCUGACCUGUGCUGCAGCUCGUCCUUCCCAGACGCCACGUCCUGCUCCGUCUCCCCCGGGGGCGAUUUCUACUCGCUGACCAAUGGCGACGCGGUGAGCGCGUCCCUCUCGUGCUCGUGUUCGGCCAGCGAGGACUCGGGCGUGCGCUCGGAGGAGAAGUCCCUGGUGUCGCCGCCACCGACGCUGCCAGGAGAGGACCCGUUUGAGGACCGCGUCUCCACCUUCCUGUCAGCGUCCAGCACGUGCAGCAGCCUCCCCGAGGACAGGGUCCCCGUCGCUGCGGAGACGGUUACCGUGACGCCGCCCCGCCCGGCGACCCCACACAGUUACGGCCACACGCUCCCGUUCUCGUCGCCGCUCAACGACACCUGCCUCCACAUCAGCCUGAGCGAAGACGAGCUGCUGGAGUCCACCGCCUGAGAGAAGCCCAGCCGCAGCUCACCGCGCUGGGCAGGGCCUCUACUCUGGCCCCAGGCUUCACCUGAGGCCUACUGGAGCCUUCAGUCCAGUUCCGUCCAGUGCGCUACUGCUCAGCAUCAAUAGCAGUCUUCCAUCUCUUUACUUUUUAUUUCCUAAUCUUUUAUUUUCCUCUCCGAAGUCGCUGUGGUUUCCGAGUCGACUCAAGUGCUUCCAGGUCUGGAAGGGAGGCCCUGGGAUGUGGUUUUCUCUGGAUGAACCAGUUUAUGGGGGUCUGGAGACGACGUCUGCGGUUUCUCCUGAGAGCGAGCCAGUUCUCGGACAUUUCUAAACCAGAGACUGACUCUGUGAGAAUGCCAAUGGGACAGAUAUUUUUUUAUAUGAAAAAGAAACUGUUCACAGAAAACAAUGAAGAAGAAAUAUGAAAUAUGAUUGAAUGACUAGAUGCUGUAUUUUUGUAUAGAGGAGAUGGGGUAUUAGAUUUGAUCCUGUUGUAGCUGCUGUAGUGUGUGUUUAGUGUGUAGGGAGGUACUGCAUCAUCAGUAGUAAUGAACACACACACACACACACACACACACACUGUGAUUUUUAAGUAGUGGCAGGGAAGGCACACACACACUUUCUUUACACUGCAGUAGACAUCAGAGAGAUAGUAACCUACUGAAGACUGUAGUUUUAAUUUGUAGAUUUGAUGAUUGUUUUGUUUACUGUUGUUGUUUACAUGUUGGUUUGUUGAUGGGUUGAGACGGGUACGAGCAGAGCCACUCAUACACACACACACUACUCCUCCGGACUGAGGGCGAUAAGAAGACGAGAGAAACAAGCAGGUUGAAGAUAAAAAGGCAAAAGAAAGUGUCAGAGAAGUGGUGUGUGUGUGUGUGUGCGUGUGUGUGCGUGUGCGUGUGUGUGUGGGG